AUGGCCGACGGAAGAGAAGGAGCCUCGUUCUGGGAUAUCGGCGAACCAAGGAAGGUUUUGGAGCGGAUAGAGAAUGGGAACAGAUCGUGUGAAGAUUUGAUGAGCAUGAUCCAAGAGCGUGCUGAUGUGGAGUUCAGAUACGCGAAGAACUUAAGACAGUGGGCUCAGAGAUGGGAUGAGGCGCUGAUGAAAGGAUCCGACUAUGGGUCCGUGCUGACAGUCUGGCGUGCCGUGCUGCACGAGGCUUCGGCAGUGGCGAAGAUUCACGAAAACUGCCGAACACGCCUGACGGGUGAUGAAGGGCCGUUUUACAACAUGUACAAAUGGAAGAACGAUCAUUUUCAUCGGGGAAGUUUUGGCGGGCUUCGGGAGACGAGAGAAGCCGUUGAGCAGUUUGCGGCUGCGCAGAAGGAAUACGCAAAGCUGCUGAUGAAAGUUCAAAGGGCCAAAAAAGCGUACUUUACAGCGAGCGUGGAUGCCUACAGAUCGCGGCGUUUUGCCGACGACGAAGCCUCGAAUGAGGCUGUCAGUCCCGAAGCGAGAUGGAGGCUCAGAGAGCGCGCAGACGGGCUGGUGUUUGAGAGAGAAAGGCUCAAGCAGGUUUAUUUACGGAGAGUCUUGCUGUGCAACGCUGCAGCAAAAGAGAGAUACGUCGAGAACAUGACGUCAGCCUUUGGGAGAUGGCAGGGGUUUGAGAGGUCACGUGUGGAACACCUCAAGUCGCAGCUUCUGCUGUUCGUCCGAAAUAUCAGCAUCCACUCGACCACCGGAUUGGGUGCAGUGUACCAGCACAUCACCGAGCAGAUACGUGGUGCAGAGCCGGUUGCCGACGUGGAGGAAUGGGGCCGGAAACACGGCACGGGAUGCCCAGCAAACUGGCCCAAGUACGAGGAGAUCGACCCCCGCACGUACCGGGAACCGGCAGAGGAGUUUCUCCAUCACCAACACCGGGGGAUGGUACAACCUGGCCACACUACGGACGAUUUGACAGAUGGAUUCACAACCACUGAUGAUUUCGACUCAGAACUGGACAGCACAAAGCACCACGCCCAGCACCACGCCCAGCACCACGCCACAGCACACAAACCCCAUCGCCUCCACCAGUACCAAGCCCAACAAUAUCGUCACCACCACCAACGACCCCCUGGUCUCCGCUACUCACAAAACGAAGAUCUGAGUGAGAGGUGGCUGAAAGAUCACCACAGACAGGACGGUUGGCAAGGUCAUGACGUUGGGGGUGUUGAGCGAGGUUGGUAUGAUGAGGAUAAUAAGAGGCAUCCUCAACAUCAUAACGAGGAUGACCUCCAUGGUCACAACGCACACGCUGUACACGAUGCCUACGAUGACCACAUAGAUGAUUUGCAUAAAGGUCAAAGGUCACAUCACAUGACAGGGCCUCGCUCCCCGCAUACUAAUGAUGAAAAACCUCAUCACUACGUAGAGCGUAUUGACUCCUCAUAUCCAGGUCAUGUCCUCAGUCAUGUCCUCAGUCAUGACCCAAGUCAUGACCAAGGUCAUGACCCGAGUUACAACCAAGCCCGUGAACUCAGUAACGACCUCUCUCGCGGCCAAACAAACAGCUUUUCUGAAACACUCGCUGUGAUGCCACCAAGUCAGGAGUUCCGUUACCAUGGUAAUCACACGUCAUCUGCACACUUGAAGAAUACGCUGCAUGAUGUCGGUUGCUAUGGUAGCUAUGAUUCCCGUGACGUCAGCAGUGAGGAGAACAUUGCAACUGGCAAGUCUUCUGCUACAACUGAAGAAAAAUAUCACAAACAGCAAGCAGAGGACAAACACACGGACGACAAACCAGGACAAACCAUCCCACAGACAGCCAAUCAACCCACAGACAAACUACAUGAAAACAACUUAGCCCAUCAUGAAGCUCCCGGUGGCAAAACGCAGCAUACUCCGGCACCCCAGGCGCAACAGCACCAGGCACCUACGGGGAAAACCCCUACCCGAGCCCCGGUGGUAGACACACCCACCACGGUGACCGCUAAGGUGCGGACAUACAAAGACAGACUGGACGCUCCGGAGGGAAAAAGGGCGGCCCGUUUAGAACACGCACGUCAGACGCUGAAACCAAAAGAAGGGGAGCGACUCGUGAGGGCGCUUUACGAUUUCAAACCGGCCACGCGGGAUGAGAUGGCACUGAAACAAGGUGAAAUAGUCGUGCAGAUCGGGCACCACCUUAGCAACGGAUGGGCGUACGGUCGAAAUAAGGCAAAUGUCAGAGGUCACUUUCCCGCUAGCUACGUCCAGUGAUCGUACCGUUAGAAAGUCAACCUAGACCGUACGGGG
Molecule: messenger RNA, 2304 nt
Organism: Asterias rubens (European starfish)
Lineage: Eukaryota; Metazoa; Echinodermata; Asteroidea; Forcipulatida; Asteriidae
Exons: 11
Coding region: 1-2268 (755 amino acids)
Biological process (GO): plasma membrane tubulation; regulation of endocytosis; cytoskeleton organization
Cellular component (GO): cytoplasm; plasma membrane; endosome
Molecular function (GO): phospholipid binding; protein binding
Source: RefSeq, a predicted model, not a curated record